Messenger RNA from Oenanthe melanoleuca, 1900 nucleotides. RefSeq names its product neuropeptide FF receptor 1 (gene NPFFR1). The record is from RefSeq and is a predicted model, not a curated record. The transcript has 4 exons. Gene Ontology annotation, biological process: G protein-coupled receptor signaling pathway. The coding region runs from base 588 to 1793 and encodes 401 amino acids. Gene Ontology annotation, cellular component: membrane. Lineage: Eukaryota; Metazoa; Chordata; Aves; Passeriformes; Muscicapidae. Gene Ontology annotation, molecular function: peptide binding; neuropeptide receptor activity.
AUUUGACUUCCAGACUUGCCAAACUUUGGUAAAAUACUAUGGUGAGAGAUGUUGGAGGAGCUGGGGCUGAGCGGAGCAGCCUGGAGCCAGGACCAGCAUCCCUGAACAUCGUGCUGCUUUCCCCCGUGUGCGGGUUGGUGGGCUGGGGAUUUCCCCACUCGUCUUGAGGUUCUUGGCUUAUUUUCCUCCCGGGAUGAAGACGGGAGCGCUGCUGGGGACACCGGCCACCAGCUGCCAGCAUCAGUGCGGGGACCUCGGCGGCAGCGAGGGGACACAGACCCGACCUUCCCUCGGGAGCGAAGCCGCUCCCUCCCUCUCCCGGUCCCGCGUGGGCUGCCCGCCCCCGCGCUGCCUCACCGGCGGGGGGCUGCGAGCGGGUCCCCCGGUAUCCAUGGCGAUUGGAGGCUCUUUCCCCCCUCCCCUCCUCCGCUGCAGCCGGCGAGCAGCCGCAACCGGCUCGGCGGCACCGCGGCGGCCGCACCGGGGCUCGGGACCGGGCGGGAGGGACGCGGGGAGGGGAUGAGGGCGACCUGUGUCCCCUCCCCGGGCAGCAGAUCGCCUCCGGUGGUAGCCAGUGCGUGGCAGCGAUGCAGCCCCCGGAGCCGGCUCGGGCAGGCGGAGGCCCUUCCAAUGGCACCUGGUGGCCCAACUCCAGUGCCAGCCACCUCCUGAGGGAGAACUACACCUUCCUGGCAUACUACCAGCACUCCUUCCCCGUGGCCCUCAUGUUCAUCCUGGCCUACACCUUCAUCUUCCUCAUGUGUGUGGUGGGCAAUGUCCUGGUGUGCUUUGUCGUGGUGAAGAACCGCCAGAUGCGCACGGUCACCAACAUGUUCCUGCUCAACCUGGCCAUCAGCGACCUGCUGGUGGGCAUCUUCUGCAUGCCCACCACCCUGGUGGACAACCUCAUCACAGGCUGGCCCUUCGACAACACCAUGUGCAAAAUGAGUGGCCUGGUGCAGGGCAUGUCCGUCUCCGCCUCCGUGUUCACGCUGGUCGCCAUCGCUGUGGAGAGGUUUCGCUGCAUCGUCCACCCCUUCCAGCAGAAGCUGACGCUGAGGAAGGCGCUGCUGACCAUCGCCAUCAUCUGGGUGCUGGCCCUGCUCAUCAUGUGCCCCGCUGCCGUCACCCUGACCGUCACCAGGGAGGAGCACCACUUCAUGGUGGACACCUACAACAACUCCUACCCCCUCUACUCCUGCUGGGAGGCCUGGCCCGAGACGGGGAUGAGGAGGAUCUACACCACCGUCCUCUUCUCCCACAUCUACGCGGCUCCCCUCGCCCUCAUCGUCGUCAUGUACGCCCGCAUCGCCUUCAAGCUCUUCAAGUCGGUGGCGCCCGCCCACGGCGGGGAGGAGCCGGAGGGGAGGAGGAUCUCCAGGAGGAAGGCCAAGGUCAUCAACAUGCUCAUCAUCGUCGCCCUAUUCUUCACCAUCUCCUGGCUGCCCCUCUGGACGCUGAUGCUGCUGACGGACUAUGGGCGGCUGAGCGAGGGCCAGCUCCGCCUGCUCGCCGUCUACGUCUACCCGUUCGCCCACUGGCUGGCCUUCUUCAACAGCAGUGCCAACCCCAUCAUCUACGGCUACUUCAACGAGAACUUCCGCCGCGGCUUCCAGGAGGUCUUCAGGGCCCCCCUCUGCCAGCGCCGGCCCUACGCCCCCCGGGGCCGUGGGACCCUCUUUGGCACCCGCAACCGCGUCUUCACCCAGGCGCCAACCAGCGACUCGCCAGCCGCCUCCAAGUCGGGGCUGCCGGCCCCGCGCCGCGCCGGUGUCCCUGCGUGGGAUGGAUGAGGAGUCGUGGCCACCAAACCAGUCUGGACCAAGGGUUUGUGGGGUGGGGAGUGGGGGUUUGCCACGGUAUGGCCACAAGGCAUCGAAAUAAAGGUGUAUCCUACUGA